This is a messenger RNA of Alternaria rosae, 1345 nucleotides long. RefSeq names its product spherulin 1a precursor. Lineage: Eukaryota; Fungi; Ascomycota; Dothideomycetes; Pleosporales; Pleosporaceae. The transcript has a single exon. The record is from RefSeq and is a predicted model, not a curated record. Gene Ontology annotation, molecular function: manganese ion binding. The coding region runs from base 255 to 1115 and encodes 286 amino acids. Gene Ontology annotation, cellular component: cell wall.
CUGUAUCCGGUAUCAUUUCUAGUGUCACACGGGUAGAAGUUGUUGGUUUUGACGCGUGUAUGAUCAGACGUGGCUGGAAUAGACCGGGCGUACACAACGCCUUGACGACAAGCUGAAGUGAGAAUGAGAAGAAAGGUUGCCGCUCAAGAAGCUCUGUAUAGAAGCAUAUAAGGAAGGCCAACAUCCUGCCAGGAGCACCUCACCACACUCUCAUCUUCUCAAUCAACCUCAAUCACAACAAUAUAACCGGCAAAAUGCACUCCAUCCUCAUCACCACCUUCCUGGCUACUCUCGCAGUAGCCAACCCAAUCGCUCCCGGGCCUCCUUACCACUCCAAGCGGGCCAUAAACCCCAACACUGUCAACGCCCUCACCGCUGCCGAACUAACCACCCAGCGCAACGCCCUCCUCCUCGCGCAGUCCGAAACCGCGCGCGAAGCCAUCCUCUUCCCCAACCCACCUAACGCCGCAAACGACACUUUCCAAUUCAUCAACAACACCGUCACACCCCCUACAGCCGGCUCCAUCUUCCUGUCCACCAUCAACAACUUCCCGGCACUGGGCUCCACCGGCCUCGCAGCUGCCGUGGGUUUCGUCAACCCAUGUGGUCUCAACACGCCGCAUUGGCACCCUCGAUCCAACGAGUUCCUCACCGUCGUUCAAGGAACACUGAUCGGUGCACUCCUUCUCGAGAACGACAGCGGUUUCGGCAACGUUGUCGGCGGUGUACCACCCGUUCGCGGUCCAUACCAGCAGAUCGAAACCACACUCUCCAACUACACAGGUAUGCUCUUCCCCAAGGGCCUCAUCCACUGGCAGUUCAACCCCGAGUGCGAGCCGGCUGUUUUCGUCGCGGGCUUCGAUGUCAACGACCCUGGCCGUGUUGAAGCUGCUAGAGGCUUCUUUUCGGGUACACCGGAUGAGGUUCUUGAGGCGAGUGCAGGUUACAGUGAGUUUUUGACGCCGGAACAAAUUGCGGGGUUGAGGCCGCAGUUGACGAGCGAUUUCACGGCUAUUGUGGAGAGUUGCGCGAAGAAGUGUGGGAUUCCUUACAAGCCUGAGUCUUCGUCGACGGCGAGUGCGAGUGCGUACCCCACGGCUACGAGUGGGUACUAGAGUUGGGUGACCAGCGAGUGCAGUGGCUCGGUGUAGAGUGAGGUCGGAGGUAGGGUCUUACAGGAAGAUGUAAUCGAUUGUUUAAGGGUAGGUGACGGAGUCCAUGGUUAGAUCGCGCUUUCUUUUGUAUAUAGACACUCGUUAGACUGAUUUUAGUAUGCAAUAUAGACGAGAGAUAAAUUCAGAGCUCUCAGGGAGAUGUUUCAAGUAUCCCUUAACGUGCUUGCCGG